This is a messenger RNA of Macrosiphum euphorbiae (potato aphid), 201 nucleotides long. NCBI's taxonomy places the organism in Eukaryota, Metazoa, Arthropoda, Insecta, Hemiptera, Aphididae. The record is from the annotation of a GenBank genome assembly.
AUGUUCACCCUAGCUCAGAUACUCCAGGAUCACGUGCGCGAGCUGAUGCCGACGUUUCAGUACGAGGAGUUCUCGAAACGGCCCGACGAGCACGUGGCCAAGGUGUUGCUGGCCAAGAAGACGGGAAACGGAAUAGAACCGGAUAUAGCGUCUUCAACGAAAGGGGAUGGCGACGACGCCGCGACUCAAGAGAAGAAAUAA